CGUACGUACAGGUAAAGUUGCAGCAUGGGCCUCGUGAUGCAGGCUCUCCUCCUGCCGUUGGCGUGGCUGCUGCUCCUCGCCGCGCCGGCGCCGGCGACGGCCGACGACCCCGGCCUCGCCGUCUACUGGGGCCGCCACAAGGAGGAGGGCUCUCUCCGGGAGGCCUGCGACACCGGCCGCUACACCACUGUCAUCAUCACCUUCUACAACGUCUUCGGCUACCACAGGGGCAGCUACGGCCUCGACAUCUCCGGCCACCCGGUCGCCGCCGUCGGCGCCGACAUCAAGCACUGCCAGUCCAAGGGCGUCACCGUGCUCCUCUCCAUCGGGGGGCAGGGCGGCGACUACUCCCUCCCGACCAACCAGUCGGCCACCGACGUCGCCGACAACCUCUGGAACGCCUACCUGGGCGGCCACCGCGCUGGCGUGCCGCGCCCCUUCGGCGGCGACGCGGCGGUGGACGGCAUCGACUUCUUCAUCGACCAGGGCGGCGCCGACCACUACGAGGACCUCGCGCGGAUUCUGAACGGCUACAACAAGCAGUACCGCGGCAGGGUGGGCGUGCUGCUGACGGCGACGGCGAGGUGCGCGUACCCGGACAGGCGGCUGGAGAAGGCGCUGGCGACGGGGCUGUUCGCGCGCAUCCACGUGCGGAUGUUCGGCGACGCGCAGUGCACCAUGUCGCCGAGGUACUCGUGGGAGAAGUGGGCGGCGGCGUACCCCGGCAGCAAGGUGUACAUCGGGCUGGUGGCGUCGCCGGAGCAGGACAGCGCGUGGAUGUUUCAGAAGGACCUCUACUACGAGAUGCUGCAGUUCGUCAGGAAGCUGCCCAACUAUGGAGGAAUGGCCAUCUAUGACCGCUACUACGACAAGAAGGCUAACUACACCGGUGAAGGUUAAUUAUUGGUCAUCUCGAUCUGUUCAUCGAUCUCAAUAAAAAUGACCCUCCUGUUUGUGACAUUGUUAUGGAGUAAUGGAUGAAUAAAAUGAGGUCCGAACAUGUUAUGAUGAGAUAGUAAGUAAAUUUACUGGCUCUGAUUGUACUGUGUCUGUUUGUGUUUCCCUGCUAUUUUAGCAUCUGAAUAUAAAAAUUAUUUGGGAGAUA
Messenger RNA from Oryza brachyantha (malo sina), 1105 nucleotides. Its product is annotated as xylanase inhibitor protein 2. Lineage: Eukaryota; Viridiplantae; Streptophyta; Magnoliopsida; Poales; Poaceae. Gene Ontology annotation, biological process: carbohydrate metabolic process. Bases 25 to 900 code for a protein of 291 amino acids. The transcript has a single exon. The record is from RefSeq and is a predicted model, not a curated record. Gene Ontology annotation, cellular component: extracellular region. Gene Ontology annotation, molecular function: chitinase activity.